AUGGCGCCCCCUCGCAAAGCUCUCAUUGCCAUCACUUCCGCCCAUGCUCCUCUAUACCCCGAGGGCAAGGAGACUGGUUUGUUUAUCACCGAAGCUUUGCAUCCGUUCCUUGUUUUCAAGGAUGCAGGUUUUGAUGUCGAUUUGGUGUCAGAGACUGGAACUUACCAGGCCGACUGGCUCUCGCAGCAAAAAGAUUGGCUAAAGGAUGAAGACAAGGCCAUUUGGGAGGACAGCUCUAGCGAGUUUCGUUUGAAGCUUGACAAUCUCUUGAAGCCGAGUGACAUCAAUCCCAACAACUAUGGCCUUUUCUUUGCUUCGGCUGGUCAUGCUUCCUUGAUCGAUUAUCCCGAUGCCAAGGGUCUACAGAGCAUUGCAUCUAAGAUGAACACUGAUGGUGCUGUCAUCUCUGCUGUCUGUCAUGGCGGAGCAAUCUUCCCAGGAAUCAUUGAUCCUAGUACAGGAAAGUCGAUCAUCGCCAAUCGGAAAGUGACUGGCUUUACUACCAAGGGUGAAGAAGAAGAAGGGGUUCUCGACACCAUCAAAAGCUGGAACCGCCCUACCAUUGAGGCCUCCGCCGCAGACUCUGGAGCCACGUAUAUCUCCCCUCCUGGUCCCUGGGACGCUUUCACCAUCACUGAUGGGCGCAUUGUGACCGGUGCCAACCCUGCGAGCGCGCAUGUGACGGCUGAAGCCGCGGUUAAGGCAUUCAACACUCUCUAA
Messenger RNA from Penicillium atrosanguineum, 720 nucleotides. RefSeq lists its product as uncharacterized. Bases 1 to 720 code for a protein of 239 amino acids. The transcript is spliced from 5 exons. Lineage: Eukaryota; Fungi; Ascomycota; Eurotiomycetes; Eurotiales; Aspergillaceae. The record is from RefSeq and is a predicted model, not a curated record. Gene Ontology annotation, molecular function: glyoxalase III activity.